AUGGCGACUAUUAGCGAAGAAGGAAUGCAAACCAUGGGAGAAAUGUUUGAAAGUGGGGAAGCUUUAGCGGAAGAAAAUGAAAAGGCAGAGCUUGAUGUGUUAGUUGAUGUGAUAAACGAACACUUGGACUAUUUUAAUGAGGACAAGGACUUCAAGAAAGAGGUUGAAGAUGCCGUUCAGGAGAUUGAAAUACCACCAAAACAUCCGUGUCCGAAUUGUACGAAAAUAUGCAAAUCAAAAGGCGGUCUCACUCGUCAUAUACGAUCAAAGCAUACGCUCCUUGAGACAAAUGAUGGCAAAGAUGACAACAGCGCUAGCACUGCAACCAAGCCAACCAUUUCAAAAGCGAUUGUAGAGCCGGGAUUUGUUUAAAAAAGCUAACUCUAAAAUCAAGGAUAAUUUAUAUGGGGAGGAAAUCGUUAUUAUUUGUAAGAAUCUAAAGAUGGCUAUCUUCGUUUUGUGUUGACGUUCUCGAUAAACUUCAUCGACGUUUCAUCAAGAAAUCGAAUCAAGAUACUUUGGUAAGUGAACUAUACAAACUCUUGUCGAAAGAACCUGAGAAACUUGUCGACAACCAACCAACUGAUAAACGGUGGUCAGUCGAGCAAAUUAGAAUCGCUGUGAAUCUGUUGUUUAUCCAUUUACCUGAGUUACUCGUUUUGGCAACUUGCAAGAGCCAAACUAGUGAACAAACUAAAGAUAUACCUGAAGUGAAUGAAAGGGAACAUGGUCCCCUUUCUUACUUCCCUUACGAAAAUGUUCUAUAG
This is a messenger RNA of Paramuricea clavata, 767 nucleotides long. The record is from the annotation of a GenBank genome assembly. Lineage: Eukaryota; Metazoa; Cnidaria; Anthozoa; Malacalcyonacea; Plexauridae.